Candida tropicalis MYA-3404 is the source of this 726-nucleotide messenger RNA. RefSeq names its product TATA-binding protein-associated factor (gene TAF14). Gene Ontology annotation, biological process: chromatin remodeling; regulation of transcription by RNA polymerase II. Gene Ontology annotation, cellular component: Swr1 complex; NuA4 histone acetyltransferase complex. The record is from RefSeq and is a predicted model, not a curated record. Bases 1 to 726 code for a protein of 241 amino acids. The transcript has a single exon. Gene Ontology annotation, molecular function: histone binding. NCBI's taxonomy places the organism in Eukaryota, Fungi, Ascomycota, Pichiomycetes, Serinales, Debaryomycetaceae.
AUGAGAAAGUGGUCUGUUCAGAUUUCCAUGUUAGAUGCUCAAGGUAAUGAAGUUCCAGCCAAAAUUUUAGAUAAAGUCACAUAUACAUUACAUCCAACAUUCCCCAACCCAAUAAGAGUGAUAAAACAACAACCAUUUAGAAUUGAAGAAAAAGGUUGGGGUGAAUUUGAUAUUCCUAUUGCAAUUCAUAUCUUGGGUAUUCAAGGUAAGACUGGAGAACGUAAAUUCCAACAUGAUUUGAAUUUCUUGCAAGAAAAGUAUCACAAUGACCAUGUCAUUAGUAUUCCUGUUUCACCAACGAGAAAUGGACCAUUAAACAAACUAUUAGCCGAAACUGGUAGCUUGCCAUUUGACGAACAAGGUGCGACUACUGCUGCUGCAUCCACCCCUGCUGCUAGUGGUGGUUCCACCGGUAUGAAAAGAAAGUUAGAUUCCACUAAUGGGGGUGCUGCAGUAGGUGCCAAUGCUUUGGAUAAUAAGGCUAAAAAAUCAAAAGGUGCUAUGAAAGGUAACAUUGAUUUGGAAAAAUUAUCGCAAGGUUUGACUAAAUUAAGUGAAGAUGAUUUGAUUGUUGUUGUCCAAAUGGUCACUGAUAACAGAACAAAUGAAAUGAAUAUUAAAAAUGAUGUAGAUAAUGGAGAAUUUACUAUGGAUUUGUAUACUUUACCAGAUUCAUUAUUGAAGAGUUUAUGGGAUUAUGUAAAGAAACAUACUGGUGAAGCUUGA